Syngnathoides biaculeatus (alligator pipefish) is the source of this 2453-nucleotide messenger RNA. It is a transcript of the gene sytl1, whose product is annotated as synaptotagmin-like 1. The coding region runs from base 713 to 2254 and encodes 513 amino acids. Gene Ontology annotation, cellular component: exocytic vesicle; plasma membrane. The record is from RefSeq and is a predicted model, not a curated record. Gene Ontology annotation, biological process: intracellular protein transport; exocytosis. Lineage: Eukaryota; Metazoa; Chordata; Actinopteri; Syngnathiformes; Syngnathidae. Gene Ontology annotation, molecular function: small GTPase binding; neurexin family protein binding. The transcript is spliced from 13 exons.
ACGACGAAGAAGAAGAACAAGAACAAAAAAAAACGUUUCGUGCUAGUCGUGGCGACCACGCACACAAACACGUUUAUGAACAUCACGUCAUAAAGUGAUAAUAUGUGAUUAUUUUUUUUAUUUACGUCGCCUCAGGUCGAGUUGACGUUAGCUCAGUUCCGGUUAGACCAACCGAGCCGCCCGCUCUGCGCAUGCGCCAAUUAUCUCCUCAGCCGCCUGGAGCAAACACACGAAGAAGAAGAGGACAUUUUUUUUUUUAAUUAUUAUUAUGAUUAAGUAACUGCGAGCAGGAAGUAGACAGGAAUAAUAACUAGCCCGACUGCAUUGAAAAGCAAAAAGGGAAAACUUGCUGAGUCAUCAGCGCUCAACAAAUAAUCAUAAUAAUAAAAAAUGAAAACUGAACCGAUGGACGUCGGGAGACAUAUUUCUUCCCGUUUAAAGAGUUCCCGUCAGUGACGGGAGAUUUCGGUCGUCGUGCGGUUAUCGGUUAUCGCGUGUUGCUAGCAGACGGGCAGAGUCGCUAAAGGAUGGGAAGACUCGAGCCGGAAGAGUUGCUAGCGCGAGAGACCGACCUGCUAGUCGACAUGAAGUUGCUAGCGUAUCAGAAGCGUAGCGAGGGUACGAUGCAGCCGCGACGUUUUCGCACGGCUCAGGCGGUGAUGCGCUCAUUUUUUUUCUAGCGGCCGCGAGGGCGCCCUCGAGCGGAAAAGACAUGGAGUCGGAGGCCGAGGGUGGCGUGGGCGCCCUGGACCUGAGCCACCUGACGGAGGACGAGCAGGACGCCAUCUUGCAGGUGCUUCUGCGAGACAUGACCCUGCGGCGGCGCGACGAAGGACGCGUAAGGAUGCUGGAGCAGAGCCGAGCCGACCCGACGCGGCUGCGCUCGCAGUCCGGGGCGUGGUUCCGCGAGGCGUCCAGCCGCCGCCACCGCGGCCGGAUGUCCGGCUCGGACCUGGUGCGCGCCACCAUACGCCGACGCGCGCCCAAGCCCAGCGCGGGCGCGGUGACGGAGACCUGGGGGGUCGGCGCGCUCGACGGCCAGGCGGCGGCGGAGGGGCGGUCCGGGAGCCCGUCGCCGGGGGAGGGCGACGCCCGGCCGAGGGUGUCGGCGGACGACAGCCCGGAGGAGAGGAGGCCAUCCGGUUUCGGCUCGGCGCCAAGUAGGAAAAGAACAGCAGCGAAGGACGCGUACAAGCUAGACAGGAGGGAGUCGGUGUCCCUGUGCAGCAUCCCGAGCGACUCCGAACCGUCGUCCUUGCAAAAAAACAACAACUUCCAUUCAAGCUACACGCUGAGUGGCGGCAUGAUGAGUCUGUUCAGCUCGGGGGUCUUCGGCGUGGUGGAGGUGCGCGGCCGCGUGCAGUUCUCGCUGACCUACGACGGCCGCAGGGAGGAGCUGCGGGUCAGGGUGCACCGCUGCGAGGACAUCUCGGCGGCGGGGGACGAGAACCGGCCCGACCCAUACGUCAAAUGCUACCUGCUGCCCGACACGUCGACUCGCAGCAAGAGGAAGACGACGAUAAAGAGACGGACGCAGAAUCCCGUCUACGAGCAGACGCUCAAAUACAAAGUGCGGCAAAAAGAGCUGAAGAGUCGCACCCUGAACGUGUCGGUGUGGCACGCCGAGCCGCUGGCCAGGAACGUCUUCCUGGGGGAGGUGGAGGUGGCGCUGGGCCUCUGGGACUGGACCUGCACCCGGCCGCUCUGGCAGGACCUGCAGCCGCGGUUCUGCUUGACGCCGGACCGCAUCAGCAGCCGCGGCACCCUCCUGUUCUCCAUCAAGUUCGUCCCGGAGGGAUUUGAGAGUGGGUCGCCGCUCACGGGUGAACUUCACAUUUGGCUUCAGGAGGCUCAGGGGCUGCUGUCGAAAAAAGGGGGCGCCGUCGACUCGUUGGUCAAAAGUUGCAUCCUGCCGGACGCCGGCUGCCAGAGCUGCCAGAAGACGCAGGUGGUGAGGCGCUCGGUCAGCCCGUCGUACAACCACACCAUGGUGUACGACGGCUUCCAGAGCAGCGACCUGGAGGAAGCCUGCGCCGAGCUGAGCGUGUGGCAGCGCGAGGGCCUCAAGAUGGACGCCGUCGGCGGGAUCCGCCUCAGCUGCGGGACCGGUCGGAGUUACGGCGAGGCGGUCAACUGGAUGGACUCCACGGAAGAAGAAGUCUCCCUGUGGAAUUCCAUGAUCAAGAACCCGAACCACUGGAUCGAAGCCACGUUGCCCAUCAGGACCAACCUGACGCGGCGCUCCUCCGACUGACACCGUGGACUGAAAGCCUUUGUUGCCCAAAAAAGUCGGAUUUUGUACAGGACGCGAACCGAGCAGAUGACGUUUUUGUUCUUCUCAGCUGCCGCGUCAGAAAAUAGGAAACCCGUUUUUCCCGCCCACAAUCAAUGUUUAAAAUGCUAAAUUUGAUGAAACCCUAUUUUUCUUAAUUUGAAAUAAAGGGAAAAAACAC